Molecule: messenger RNA, 1392 nt
Organism: Candidozyma duobushaemuli
Lineage: Eukaryota; Fungi; Ascomycota; Pichiomycetes; Serinales; Metschnikowiaceae
Gene: RPN5
Product: proteasome regulatory particle lid subunit
Exons: 1
Coding region: 1-1392 (463 amino acids)
Cellular component (GO): nuclear proteasome complex; proteasome regulatory particle, lid subcomplex; cytoplasm
Source: RefSeq, a predicted model, not a curated record
AUGUCAAGAGAGGACCCCAUUAAAGCAGAGAAAGAUUUCUCUGAAACUCUUGAGGAGCAAAUUCCGUUAAUCGAGAAAACCCCUGACUACAAGCAGGCUAUUGAGAAGUACUUGGUGUUGGAGAAACAGAUUCGUCAGUCGUCCGAUUUGGCUCUGAGUAAAAGAAUCUUGCACAAGAUCGUCGAAACACUCGUUCAUCACGAUGAUUGGGACUACUUAGAUGAAUUGAUCACGCCCUUGACCAAGAAGCAUGGUCAAUUAAAGACGUCGAUCCAACUGAUGAUUCAGGAAAUCAUCAAGAACCUCAAGUCAUUGGAUAACGACAAGCCUGUUCAAUUGGAAAAGAAGAUGAAAGUCAUCGACACGAUUAGAACUGUCACUGACAAGAAGAUCUUUGUUGAGGUUGAAAGAGCUGUUGUUUCUAAGAUGCUUGCGGAGAUCUACUUGGUGAAAAAGAAUGACUUAGAUAAAGCGACCGAAAUCUUGUGUGACUUGCAGGUCGAGACUUAUUCGCUCAUGCCUUUCGAAGAGAAGAUUGAAUAUAUCCUUGAGCAAAUUCGGUUGACUUUGCAGAAGAAAGAUUUCAGUCAAGCGAAAAUCUUGAGCAGAAAGAUCCUUUUGAAGACGUUAAAAAACUUCGACAAGGCCGACGAAUACAAAGCAACCUACUUGAAGUAUUUGUUGGAAAUCAACAAGCAUGAAAAUGACUAUCUUAUGAUCGUGAGAAACUCGCUUCUUUUGAUUGAGAUUCCACUUGUUAAAACCUCAGCGGAGUACAAAGACCUACUUGUGUCUAUUAUCUACUACAUCAUCUUGUCACCAUUUGACAACUUACAAUCAGAUUUGAUUCACAAGAUCAAGGCCAACUCUGCAUUUUCCAAAAAUGUGGACGCCAAAGUGUUCGAGCUUUUGGAAAUUUUCACAACAAAUGAGCUCAUUCACUCAGAGAACAUCGAAAGCGACUACCGUAAUAACUACUUCAGCAAGUCAUCUGUUUUUGCUGAUAACGAAACAAACAAUACGAAUUUGCAAAACCGUAUUAUUGAACACAACUUGCGUAUAAUCAACAUGUACUAUCUGUUCAUCAAGUUGGACAGGUUAGCAUUUUUGUUGCAGGUGAGUCCCCAGGAGGCAGAGGAACACGUUAGUGGAAUGGUGAACAAAGGCAUGAUUAGUGCUAAGAUCAACAGGCCACAAGGCAUCAUCAAAUUCGAUAAUUUGAAGCAUGGCUCAACGGCAGGCGCCGCGCAGAUCACAAGCAAUAGCGAGAAUAUCAACGAUUUGUUGAACAACUGGAUCUACGAUGUGGACAAGCUAUUAGAAGAGGUUGACAGCAUAGGCCACUUGAUCAACAAGGAGGAGAUGAUGUACGGCAUCAAGCAGAAUACAUAA